AUGCUGUCGUUGUUGUUUCGUUGUCCUCCAUUUUCCACUUUGUUUGCGAGGCUCGAAUUGUUUGGAAAGGAAAAAAUAAAUGAUUUUGGUGGUUGUGAUGGUGUUGGUGUUGGUGUUGGUGAUGAUGGCGAUGGUUAUGAUGAUGGUGGUAAUGGCGGUGAUGGUGUUCAAUGUAAACACUCUAUGCACCUAAAUGGACUUCGUCUGCAAUAA
This is a messenger RNA of Enterobius vermicularis (human pinworm), 213 nucleotides long. NCBI's taxonomy places the organism in Eukaryota, Metazoa, Nematoda, Chromadorea, Rhabditida, Oxyuridae. The record is from the annotation of a GenBank genome assembly.